Messenger RNA from Bombina bombina (fire-bellied toad), 16092 nucleotides. It is a transcript of the gene PGM2L1, whose product is annotated as phosphoglucomutase 2 like 1. Bases 115 to 1974 code for a protein of 619 amino acids. Gene Ontology annotation, biological process: carbohydrate metabolic process. NCBI's taxonomy places the organism in Eukaryota, Metazoa, Chordata, Amphibia, Anura, Bombinatoridae. Gene Ontology annotation, molecular function: glucose-1,6-bisphosphate synthase activity; intramolecular phosphotransferase activity. The transcript is spliced from 14 exons. The record is from RefSeq and is a predicted model, not a curated record.
UCCUGAGUGUUGUGUGUGGGUGGCGCAGACAGAGAUAACCAGAGCUGGAACUGUUGUACGGCGCUGUGCUUUAGCUGACACGGGAUUUACAGGCUGUGGAGGCGGACAGCAGGGAUGGGAGAAGCCGGGGAUGUCAACUCAAAUCUGCUGAUCCCCAGGUCUACCGGGGACUCACAGCUGGAUGCGGCUGUGUGGCAGUGGCUGCAGUGGGACAAGAACCCUAAGACCAGGGCACAGAUUGAGACUCUACUUCACGAUGGGAAGAACAAAGAACUGCGAGACAGGCUGUGCCGCCGGAUGUCAUUUGGUACCGCCGGGCUGCGCUCCUCUAUGGGAGCCGGUUUCUGUAAUAUUAAUGACCUCACCAUCAUACAGACCACACAGGGGAUGUACCACUAUCUGGAGAAAUGCUUCCCAGACCUGAAACAAAGGGGUCUUGUGAUUGGGUACGACACACGUGGUCAAGUGAUCAGCAACUGCAGCAGUAAGAGACUUGCUAAACUCACGGCUGCCGUGCUUCUGAGCAAAGCGAUCCCUGUGUACAUUUUCUCAAAAUACGUCCCAACUCCAUUUGUGCCCUAUGCUGUCCAGAAGCUUCGAGCUGUUGCUGGUAUCAUGAUUACGGCUUCCCAUAACCGCAAGGAAGACAACGGCUACAAGGUGUAUUGGGAAAAUGGUGCUCAAAUCACAUCCCCUCAUGACAAGGAGAUACUGAAGUGCAUAGAAGUGAGCCCCGAGCCAUGGAGCGACUCAUGGAGAGAGAAUCAAGCAGACAGCAGCCCACUUACUAGGGACCCUCUGGAGGAAAUUACAAACAGCUAUAUGGAAGAUCUCCGAAGGAUUUGUUUUCACAGGGAGCUGAACAUGAAGACACCUUUGAAGUUUGUUCACACAUCUUUUCACGGAGUGGGUCACGACUAUGUUCAGUCGGCUUUCAAAGCCUUUGGUUUUAAUCCGCCAAUUCCAGUUCCAGAACAAAAAGAUCCUGACCCGAAUUUUUCAACUGUGAAAUGUCCAAACCCAGAGGAAGGGGAGUGUGUACUGGAGUUGUCCCUCAGGCUGGCAGAGAAGGAAGGUGCCCGGGUGGUGUUAGCAACGGAUCCUGAUGCUGAUCGACUGGCUGUGGCUGAGCUACAAGACACGGGGCGCUGGAAGGUCUUUACAGGCAACGAGUUGGCUGCCCUCCUGGGAUGGUGGAUGUUUUUGUGUUGGAAAAAGAGCUGUACAAAGGGAUCGGACGUGAGAAAUGUCUACAUGUUGGCAACCGCCGUGUCCUCGAGUAUCCUGCGAUCAGUUGCCUCCAAAGAAGGAUUCAAGUUUGAAGAAACACUGCCAGGGUUUAAAUGGAUUGGAAAUAGAAUAAAGACUCUUGUGGAUAAUGGCAAAACAGUCCUGUUUGCCUUUGAAGAAUCUAUAGGCUAUAUGUGUGGUACAUCAGUUCUGGACAAAGAUGGAGUGAGUGCAGCUGUGGUUGCUGCAGAAAUGGCUACCUACCUGGACAGUAAAAAUAUUAACAUGGCGGAGCAACUUGUCAAGAUAUAUGAAACAUACGGUUAUCACAUUUCAAAGACUUCCUAUUUCCUGUGCUACGAGCCGGCUACCAUCAAGAGAAUAUUUGAACGUCUCCGGAAUUAUGAAGCACCCAAAAGAUAUCCAGAGUUUUGUGGGCCCUAUGGUAUCCUUCAUGUUCGUGAUGCAACUAUGGGCUAUGACAGCAGCCAGCAGAACAAGAAAUCUUUACUUCCUUUGAGUAAGAGCAGUCAGAUGAUCACCUUCACAUUUCAGAACGGGUGUGUGGCUACCCUGAGAACGAGCGGAACGGAACCCAAGAUAAAAUAUUAUGCCGAGAUGUGCGGCUCUCCUGGACAAGGUGAAAAAUCAUUCCUUGAAGAAGAACUGAAAAAGGUUAUAGCUGUGCUUGUUGAGAAUUUCCUGGAGCCCAGCAAGAAUGGGUUAAUCUGGCGCUCUUUGUAAGGACCUCAGGCUGAGGAUAAAAAAAAUACACGUCAGCACUUUCUUCACAUUUAGAUUUGUUUCCGAAAAAUGCUGAUAACAAAAAAUGUACAAAUUAAAAAAAGACAAAACACUGCGUUUACAGUUGUUGCACCUGGUCGUUAUCAGUAAAGUGCGUACUAAUGAAACGCUGUGUUCCAACAUAUUGAUAUUGUAAGAAGGAAACAUGUUGUCUUAAAAUAUUCUGUUUUCCAUUUCUUUUAUUUGACCAAAUGGCUUAUAAAGUGUUUAGUACAUGACUUGCAUAUCUAAUUUAUCCUGGUUAGGAUUUGUCCCCCAAUUUGUGUUUCUAUACUCCAACAUAAUUCAGUUCAUUUAUGACUGGGGGGCUUGUUUUGUUUCACAAAGCUUUAUUUGUUUGUGUGUUUCCUGUUUAUGUUAUUUAUUAUUUUAUAUUUUUUUACUGUGUACUGUAUAUUGGGAAUUGUGAACCACGCACAUUUUUCUUUGUAUAGUUGCUAAGUAAUGCGCAGAAGUAUUAGCAGUUAUUUGUGUUUUAGGUUAAGUAUAGAACUUCACACAUAUAGUGUUAGAAUCUGUAAUAGUUUAGCAACUUUAUUGUAGAGUAUUAAAGCUGCUGUUUAAUUGCACAAGUGGAACUUUGUAUUUCAAACCUUGUAGUUUUGAGUUGUUAAAGAGUUAAUGUAACAAUAGUUUCAUAUAAUGCAAACUGCAAUAAUUCAUUACAUUUUCAUUUUUUUUUGUCUUUGUGCCUCUCUUAAACGGCAGUUUGCAUCUGUAAGUUAUUCUGCAAUAUGAUUCACAGUUACAGAUAUGUAUAAAAUCACUGUUUAUGUUCUGCAAAAAAUGUACUUUGUCGGCAGAACUUGUAAACCUGUCUCAUAUGGAAACCUAAAGAGAUAUGGAUGUCAUAAAAAGCAAACUUUCAUUAUUCAGAUAGCGCUUGCAAAGUAAAAAAAACGUUUUCUAACUCUGUUAUCAGGUUUACCUGUUUUGGUAUCCUUUGUUAAAACCUAGCUUGUUUCCAUGAGAUAAUACUGAGGUGGGCUAAGGAGUGUGCACGUGUCUUCAUCACAAUAUGCACUCUUCCUCAGUAUGUUCUCAUAGAGCCAACUUUCUAUAAAGAAAGAGGUACAUUGUUAAGUUUUAUUUUAAAUUGUACACUGACUGAAUUAUGAAAGUUUAUAAUAAUAAGUCAACAAGAUAACACCAGCUGAUGGUAAAUUGUGUUAAAGGGACACAGAGCACAUUUUCUUUUAUCUGCAGGUAGUUUAAAGCAAGAACAGAAAAGUAUUCAGAGCGCUUACAUCCAGGGGUGCUGAACUUGCUCCAGAGGGGCUAUGUUUGCACCCUACAGAGUGCUGUGUUCUAACCUCUGUCACCAGCCUCUACAUCAGACUUCCGCACUGACAGGUGGUGCAGGCAAUCAGCCACCCGACCCAUAAGCUUUCCAGUCUACUUCUCUUGUUUAGUUUGCUUCAUUGUUGUGUAUCUUUUAUUGAAGAGUAAACAUAGACAGGCUCAUAGAAUCUCAGGAGUGUGUAUAUGUCUUUUGCCCUCUGUCACAUCAGUGUUUGCAACAAUGUUUGUCAUAAUGUUAUACAUUGUUGUAAACAGUGCUAAAGAGACAUGCACACUCCUGACCUCCUGUGAGCCUACUUAGGUUUACUCUUCAACUAAAGAUACCAAGAAACUAAAGCAAAUUUGAGAAUAAAAGUAAAUUGGAAAAUGUUUUUAACGCCACUUCUGAAAUAGAAGCAGCAGAUGCGCUACCUGAAUUAUGAACGUUUAAUUUUUAAUUUACCCUUUUAAGCUUUCAAUCUCUUUUUAAAGCAUUGCAGGUAAAAUUGUAUUUAGUGUCCGUUUUAACAUUUAGAUUGGUGAUAUGAACGUAACUUGUAUUUCCCUUUCCAAAUGUGACAAAAUGUAAGUGACAUUAAAUUGAUUAACAUGGAAUUCUUUACGUGUAAAUACAGAACUGAAGGGGUCUUUUUUUUUACCUUAAUUUUAAAACUAAAAAUUUAGGAAAUUUUAUUUUAUGAGAUAAAAUGUCAUUUCUUGAGGAAGCAAUAGAAACCAAAACUCAUAAAUAUAUGACGCGUUUUACACUGCAGUUACACAAUUUGUGUGAGGAUACAAAGGGAGUGGCAUGUGUCACAUUUUGUUACAACACAACGUGUACAUAAUGUUAGGCUCGGAUUAAGUGCUUUAUUCUGGCUUUUGCCAUCGUUCUCUGUGUUAUCACAAACCUGUGCAUUACUUUCGCCCAGGUGUUUGGUUUUGCACAAAUGAAUGACAAUCUAACAGAUGGUUUAUGACUUUACCUGUGCAUCAUUACUGAUUCUGUGUUUGCAGACAGCAUUGUUUAGUCUUUUUCAAAAGUGAAUUUAUGAUUUAUUUCAGAUGUUGUAAGGGAUUUUGUAAAUAGGUCUGGUCUGAGUGAAAUAUGUCUUGGAAUAAUCUUUAGCUGAUGGGUGCUAAACCACUGAGUUGGUCUACUUGUUGAAUUUAUGUCUGAUUGACAUUAUCAUAUUCCCCUAGUUUUAAUUUGAUUUUCUUGAUAACUUAAAUAUAUUUAAGAGGUUUUGAUUUCUAUAACAUGUCAUGUGCAGAUGUUACAAAUGAAAAUUUGGUUAGAAGACAAUCUCAAUAUAUUCUUCGACGGCUGUCAAAUCUCAUUGAUAAAAUACAUUUAUAAAUCCUUAAAAUCUCUCGUUGUUAUAGGGAUAGAAGUGCCUGGUUUAUCAGAUCUGCUUGUGUAUUCCCUUUCACUUCUCUUCAGUGUGUUUAUCAUUUUGCUAUUAGUUUGCUAUGUCUGGGAAUGUGGGCUGCUAAGAGCAGUGGCACUGAAAGGGUUAAAGCUCCUUUGCACAAGAAUAUAAAUACAAAAGGCUUUGCAAUAUGCUGAGAACUUAACACAGUCAGCUAAAGCAUUAAAUGAUUACAAGUUGUUGACUGGAGUUACUAAUACAUUAUUUGGAAUUGUUAUGGAUAUUUUGGUAAAUACAAGUAUCUUGCACUAUGUUUGCAAAGGUUCCUUUUGCACCUAUGAAUGUAUAACCUGGGCAGUUUGGUGCCUGCAUUUUUGCACUAUUAUAUAUAUUAUUAUGUCAUAGCUUUUAUUUUCUAUUGUCUGCGUUACUGUCAGCAAGGUAAUAUGCUGAUUCAUUUGUUUAAAUGUAUCCAUAUGUUUGGGAGUUUACAAAUUGCUAGUUUUGUUAGUUUGGGGAAAAUUCCCCCUUGUGUAUACUGUAGAAACGCUAUCACUGUGCGAGGGUAUGCGCUAUAUAUUAUUUCAUGUAAGUACUUGUAAUAAUACAGUUUUGAGGUUUUGUAAAGAUAUUGUUACUUGUGUGAUUUUAUUGCUGAAGGGCAUAGUCACUUCUACCCACAAAUUUAGAUAGCCUGAUUGUUAAUCUGCUUUCCUACCCAAUCUUUCUUUUUGUGUCUUAUUACAGGGACAGUAAACACUUUGACCUUGUGAUAUAUAAAAUGCUGAAUUGUACAUAAGGACUUUGCAAUAUACUUUCGUUAUUUAUUUUGCCCCCCUUCCUCUAAUUUAUGCCUGUGGAUUUUCCAGUACUUAAAACUGAAAGAGUGUGUGUCCUAAAUGUGCCACAUAUCUCUCCCUGAUUUGCAGUUUGUUACCUUAUCUUUUAUGCUGAAGCUAAAAACUGUGACAAUAUUGUUUACACAAUGCCAGUGGCUAACCUUGUUUUCUCCAGUCGCUAGUAAGGAUGAGCAUUUGGAUCCUUUGUGACUAUCCGAAUGCGGAAGUUAGCAGCGGCUCGUGCCCUUCAGAUAUUGUUGUAGCCGGAUUGAUUCCUGUAAAAGAUCCCCACACUAAGAUCUGUGCAAAUCUAGAUUUUUAAGUGGGGUUCUUUUACAAGAAUUAAUCUGGCUACAAAAAAUUCACAAGGGCACGAACCGCUGCUUACUUCUGCAUUCGGGAACGAUUCGAAUGCACAUUCCUUUUCGCAAGUCCAGAUUGGCUCCUCCAAACAAGUGGUGGAAGUAGUUUCACCAUUGAAAAACAAAUAAUCUCUUCUAAUAACAUGUUUAUUGGAAGACGAUGUAAUAAUGUUGUAAAGUGUUUGCUGUCCCUUUAUUCCCUCAGAAUUAUUUGUCUGAGCAGGCUCUGCACAUUUACAGACACAGGACAUCCCUUCAUGUUUGCUGCUUUAGUAAAUAAAUCACAAUGGGAUAGAAACCACUUUAGCGUCUGCUGUGGUCAUACAGCUUUAUGAUACUAACAAUAAACACAUAGCUAUCUAGCUGUACAACUUGCAGCACUUGCUGGUAGUUCCAUACCAUGAUAGUAGGUUCAUACUUACUGUUAGCUUCUAUAUGAAAGUGCCCACAUUUAAUAUCUGAGUACCAAUAUAUGUACAGUAACUCAUUUAUACAAGGAUUGCUGCCUCCCACUUAAAUUUAGCAUUAUCAUUAUGUAAAGCCCAUUAAUGGGACACAAACCAGCUGAAUCCUAAUACAAAGUUUUAUGUCCCUUUUAAGGGACAUAAAACCUAAUUUUCCUUCUUAAGAUGGGGAGAGUCCACAGCUGCAUUCAUUACUUUUGGGAAAUACAGAACCUGGCCACCAGGAGGAGACAAAGACACCCCAGCCAAAGGCUUAAAUACCUCCCCGACUUCCCUCAUCCCCCAGUCAUUCUUUGCCUUUUCAGGAAUUUAGUCUUUCUGUUAAGGAUUUUCAUCAGUUCUUUGUAUCGAUGCAGGAGAUGAUUUUUUCUAUUCAUUGACCUGUUCCGUUUGUGGAGUAUUCUCUAUAUGUCCUAGUCUUUCUUGCAUCUAGUAAUCCGUUCUCCUUAGGGGGUAUUCGUUCUUAGGGUUCUGCAAGGUGCUUCUCCCUCUGUUUGUUCCCUUGUUCUGGGAUCGUGCCUUGAGGUUUUUUUCAGACUUGCUUUAGCAUAGUCAGUUUGUUUCUGUGUCUCUUCCUAUUCGGAAGUGUAAGGUGUUGGGAGUCUUGGUUGUCUUCCUUGUCGUGUUAGUGGAGGAGUGUUCUUCGCUUGCCCUCGUACACAGCGGGACUCUUGUCUCCUCAGAGGUUUUUGUGCUCAGUUUGGGACCAGUGAUUUUGUGUGGUCUCUGGCGUGGGCUCUUAUGGUCCUAAUUGUUGGGCCUGUCUUGUGUACCCCCCCCCCGUUAGCAUUCAGUGUCCUCUCUAGCUUGGGUAUUGUUUUCCCAAAAGUAAUGAAUGCAGCUGUGGACUCUCCCUAUAUUAAGAAGGAAAACAUAAAUUAUGCUUACCAGAUCAUUUCCUUUCCUUCUGUAGGGGGAGAGUCCACAGCUGUGUUUUUCCGUUGGGUGGACUUAAAUUUAUUUUUGUUCAUCUGGCACUAUUUUUUCCCCCUGAUAUUUCUCCUACUGUUCCUUGUUCCCUCGGCAGAAUGACUGGGAUAUGAGGGAAGUAGGGGAGGUAUUUAAGCCUUUGGCUGGGGUGUAUAUUUCCAUGGCCAGGUUCUGUAUUUCCCAAAAGUAAUGACUGCAGCUGUGGACUCUCCCCGUACAGAAGGAAAGGAAAUUAUCUGGUAAGCAUAUUUUUUUUUCUUUCUUGAUUCAGAUAGAACAACUUUCCAAUUUACUUCUAUUAUCAAAUUGUCUUUGUUUUCUUGUUAUCCUUUGUUGAAAAGGGAUGAACGUUCAGGUGUGUGCAAGUAUCGGCAGCAGCCUUACAACAAUGUUAUACAUUAGCAAGAGCACUAGAUGGAAGCACUGUUUCCUAUCAUGUAGUUCCCAGAUAUGUACACACUAGGUAUCUCUUCAACAAAGAAUAACAUGAGAACAAAACAAAUUUGAUAAUAGAUCUAAAUUGGAAACUUUUUUUAAAUUCUAUUAUCUAUCUGUAUCAUGAAAUAAAAAAUGUGGGUUUCAUUUUAGUCCCUUUAAGUAGCAUGAAAAUGAUUGGCUAUACACAUCCUAGAGUACAUGCACCAGCUGCUGUAUUGCAUAAAGGGUCUCUAUAGUUACGUAAUCUACUAUAUAUAACGGUAGAGUUUAUCACAAAUAAAUGAUAUUGCUUUCAUUUGAAACGAAUUGCUUGACAAUUAAAUAGAGAUAUAUAGCAGCUUUUCAGCCACAAUCUACAAACGACCUGCAAGUUUAGUUUGAAAACAUUUAUUUUUUAAUAGAAAUAAAAAUUCAUUCUUUGUUUGCACAUUUACAAAUAAUGGUUUUGCAAUACAAUGUGGAUAUUUAGGAAGAAUAAAGCUUUAUCUUCUUUUAGAAUCCAUUGACUAUACAAGAAAAGUGUUCCUUAAAGGGAUACUAUAAACUGUUCACACUUAGAACACAAUAUUAGCCCAUCUGAGAUGACAGAACCCUUUAAAUAACACUAACAUGCAAAAGAUUGAACGUUGCCUUUCUUUCUAAUGCCUUUGCUUACUGAAAACACUGUGUAAGGCUGUGGGUUACAACCUCAUUGUCUGUUGGUCACUAAUAGGCCAGUAUUUAAAGGGAUAUGAAACCCAUUUUCUUUUGUGAUUCAGGCAGAGCAUACCAUUUUAAAAAGUUUCCAAUUUACUUCUAUUAUCAAAUUUGCUUUGUUCCAGUGAUAUUCUGUGUUGAAGCGAUACCUAGAUAGGCAUCUGCAGAACUACAUGGUAGGAAAUAGUACUGCCAUCUAGUGCUCUUGCUAAUGUAUAACAUUAGUACUACAUGUUAGGAAAUAGUGCUGCCAUCUAGUGCUCUUGCUGAUGUAUAACAUUAGUACUACAUGUUAGGAAAUAGUGCUGCCAUCUAGUGCUCUUGCUAAUGUAUAACAUUAGUACUACAUGUCAGGAAAUAGUGCUGCCAUCUAGUGCUCUUGCUAAUGUAUAACAUUAGUACUACAUGUUAGGAAAUAGUGCUGCCAUCUAGUGCUCUUGCUGAUGUAUAACAUUAGUACUACAUGUUAGGAAAUAGUGCUGCCAUCUAGUGCUCUUGCUAAUGUAUAACAUUAGUACUACAUGUCAGGAAAUAGUGCUGCCCUCUAGUGCUCUUGCUAAUGUAUAACAUUAGUACUACAUGACAGGAAAUAGUACUGCCCUCUAGUGCUCUUGCUAAUGUAUAACAUUAGUACUACAUGUCAGGAAAUAGUGCUGCCAUCUAGUGCUCUUGCUAAUGUAUAACAUUAGUACUACAUGACAGGAAAUAGUACAGCCCUCUAGUGCUCUUGCUAAUGUAUAACAUUUAGUACUACAUGUCAGGAAAUAGUGCUGCCAUCUAGUGCUCUUGCUAAUGUAUAACAUUAGUACUACAUGUCAGGAAAUAGUGCUGCCAUCUAGUGCUCUUGCUGAUGUAUAACAUUAGUACUACAUGUCAGGAAAUAGUGCUGCCAUCUAGUGCUCUUGCAAAUGUAUAACAUUAGUACUACAUGUCAGGAAAUAGUGCUGCCCUCUAGUGCUCUUGCUAAUGUAUAACAUUAGUACUACAUGUCAGGAAAUAGUGCUGCCAUCUAGUGCUCUUACUAAUGUAUAACAUUAGUACUACAUGACAGGAAAUAGUGCUGCCAUCUAGUGCUCUUGUUAAUGCAUAACAUUAGUACUACAUGUCAGGAAAUAGUGCUGCCAUCUAGUGCUCUUGCUGAUAUAUAACAUUAGUACUACAUGACAGGAAAUAGUGCUGCCCUCUAGUGAUCUUGCUGAUGUAUAACAUUAGUACUACAUGUCAGGAAAUAGUGCUGCCAUCUAGUGCUCUUGUUGAUGUAUAAAAUUAGUACUACAUGACAGGAAAUAGUGCUGCCAUCUAGUGCUCUUGCUGAUGUAUAACAUUAGUACUACAUGUCAGGAAAUAGUGCUGCCAUCUAGUGCUCUUGCUGAUGUAUAACAUUAGUACUACAUGAGAGGAAAUAGUGCUGCCAUCUAGUGCUCUUGUUGAUGUAUAACAUUAGUACUACAUGAGAGGAAAUAGUGCUGCCCUCUAGUGAUCUUGCUGAUGUAUAACAUUAGUACUACAUGACAGGAAAUAGUGCUGCCAUCUAGCGCUAUUGCUGAUAUAUAACAUUAGUACUACAUGUCAGGAAAUAGUGCUGCCAUCUAGUGCUCUUGCUAAUGCAUAACAUUAGUACUACAUGUCAGGAAAUAGUGCUGCCAUCUAGUGCUCUUGCUAAUGUAUAACAUUAGUACUACAUGACAGGAAAUAGUACUGCCAUCUAGUGCUAUUGCUGAUGUAUAACAUUAGUACUACAUGACAGGAAAUAGUGCUGCCAUCUAGUGCUCUUGCUAAUUUAUAACAUUAGUACUACAUGACAGGAAAUAGUGCUGCCAUCUAGUGCUCUUGCUAAUGUAUAACAUUAGUACUACAUGACAGGAAAUAGUACUGCCAUCUAGUGCUAUUGCUGAUGUAUAACAUUAGUACUACAUAAAAGGAAAUAGUGCUGCCAUCUAGUGCUAUUGCUGAUGUAUAACAUUAGUACUACAUGACAGGAAAUAGUGUUGCCAUCUAGUGCCCUUGCAAAUGGAUUACAUUCUUGCAAAACUGCUGCCAUAUAGUGCUGCAGACAUGGGCCGGCAUCUAAGCAUACAUGCCUGGUUUUCAACCUAAGUUACUGUUAGGCGUUAUCUUAUAACCGGGUGUAUCACUUGACACUUAGUAGUAUUCUACACCUUCACCUGGAACUGAAUGGGUUACUUGGCGAGAUCUUGGGAACAACAAUCAGACAGGCAGCAAGUAAAGUUUAAUCACUGUUCUGUUUAUUAUAAGGCAUCACAGACUUUUAUAGACAAUGGUUACAGUAUAUGGGGUUAAACAAAUGAUGUAUAAUAACCACAUCAUUCUACACUGCAUAAGUUAGAACAAAGAAGCACAGUAAAAAUAUAGAAAAAAAGGAGAAACAAACAGUUUUAGAUAACGGUGUAUCUGGGCGCAUCACCAGGACCUAGCAAGGCCAUUCUUGAGAUACAAUUGUUGCAUAUGAAACUAAAAUCUAAUGUCAGCAUAUGUUCUCACAGCAUAAUAAAACCCUUUAAAAUGGAGUCUAAAACAAAAUGUAUGAGUAGAGACAAAAUGGUGUCAGUGUUGUUAUAUAUAUAUAUAUUCUUACAGUUAUCAAGAGAAAAAGGAAAAUUGAUAAUAUAAGUAAAUUAGAAAGUUGCUUAAAAUCGCAUGUUCUAUCUGAAUUAUGAAAGAAAAAUGUGGGUUUCAUAUCCUUUAAACUAGUUUUUUUAAGUUGGAAAAAAUGAUUUGUGCAUUAGACAUUUUUAUAGUUCUUGAUAAGUGAUGCACACAAAUCCUGGCCUGUUUCUGUGCUGUUGAAUGCAGAGUUGGAAUCCAGUGGUUUAGUUUAGUUUGUUUUAUUGUUACUUUAUUUUUCAAUUUAACUUGCACUAAUUAUAUUUCUCCUAUUCUAUGUUAUACCAUUGAGGAUUUUGUGAUGGCUUCCAAACUUUAUUAUCAUAGUUUGAUGUGUUGCUGUUGAUGGUUUUUGUUGUUUUUUAUGUUAAUACUUUGCACAUGCCUAUAUGUUUUUCCCAUUUGGAAUUACAAAAAAUAAUAAUAAACUCUUACGGGAGUACUGGAAAUUUCAAGCCGUGUGUAUAUACAUAUAUAUCAAGGCUCAAAAAUUCCACUCGCCAACUCGCAAUUGGCGAGUGAAAUUUAUGCAGUGGCGAGUUAGUUUUUUCCAUCCUUGCUUUUAGUUCGUGGCGCUGCAGAUCUGGCUCAUUAACUUAUUAACUUUGUGUCUCAGACACUGUGGCGAGUCUCUGAAGCAAGCCGCCUAAUUAGAGAGCCGCCACUGAGUCUAAUAGUCCCUCCAGACCUCUCCUACCCCCUGCCAUCCGACCCUCACAUCACCCUUCAAGUUUGUUGAUUGGGGUUGGGGGCGAGCCGGGUCACGCCCACUUCACUGUCGGGUCUGGAUACAAGGCUGAGCGCGGCCAAUUCAAAUUGUCAUGAGCGAGUGGACUGGAGUCUGGACCGGACCGGUGAUCGUAGGGUUUACAGGCUAAGCUGCAGAGGCUGAUAUAGGCUGCGCACGGAUAGAGGCUGGGACAGAGGUUGGUACUGGGGCAGCAGGAUCACUGCUGGGGGGAGUCAGGCAGACGUCUAUGGGGACGCAAUGCUAGUGAGCAGGGGCAGCUGCUUGUUUAGGGUCCCUGGGUUUUACUGUCAUGAGGGCUGGGUGCUUGCAGUGCCCGGGGUUAUGCGGCUGUGCGAAUGCGUCUUUACUAUAAAGUACAUCAGUGGCAAGCAGUAAGCUGCAAAAAAAAAAAAUUGUAAUAUAAAUUUUAUUAGAUAUAUUUUUAGUUUGGCUUUGCAUUCCGGACUGGGGGGGGGGCGCAAUCACAUGUGCGGUGGUGCCGGUGGAGAGGAGUUUGACUUAGUGGGGUCGGGUCAACUCUGCUGAGCUUUCAUGAUCUAAGACCAGACAGAUCACAUCAGGAUGAUCGUGCUGUGUAAAGACAACGGAAAAAGCCGGUAAGUGAGUGACAUCACAUGUCACAUGUUCUGGCCUGGAUUGGUCUAGCAUAUAGCUAGGCAGAUGGAGGUCAUGCGCACACAGCAGUUAGAGGCAGCACUGCGGGGCAUAGAAGAGUGGGGACAUGUGGUCGAGGUUGCUUGCAGACGAGCAGGAAGCUGGAGGCAAGUAAGAAUAACUAGCACUACGGGCAGGAUAAGGCAGCGAUCUGACUACACUGCUUCUGUCUGCAGCAGGGUCACAGGUUAUAAAUCUAAACAAGCUCCGGGCCGGGGAGGGGGAGAGAGAGGCUCAGUCGAAGUGAAAACAGUGAGUCUGAAUAACACAUGUGGCAAUGGCAUAUACUUAUGCCUGGAGAUUUAUCCAAUAAAAUAUUUGUUUUAUAUAUGUAAUGUAGGUGUCUGAAAAUAAAACAAUUAUUUUAUUGAAUAAAUCUCCAGGAAUAAGUAUAUGCAGAUAAUACAGCAAGUUAUUCAAAUAAUUCAGACUGCUCACUGCUUUCACUGAGCCUGUCUCCCCCCCUCCCUCUCUCCCCCCUCCCUCUCUCCCGGAGUUUGUUAAGAUUUAUAACUCUGCCGUGUGUUUAAGUUCCCUUUAAAGAGACAGCACCCUUGUAGUUGUCAUUCCAUAAAACAAGCUUUUGGCAGCUGUGCAGUCAUCUCUGAUAGCCUAGGGGUUAAAUGCAAGUGUAAAAGAAUAUGGUGAGCGCAUAUUACUAGAACAAAAUGGGGUUUUUACCUUCCUGUAAAUUAUCUUCUAAAGAAAAGCCUGUUUAUGUGUUUUAGUAACACCUCUUCAUUGCCAUUUCUGUAUUUUAAUCAGUGGCAAUGAAGAGGUUAACAAUUAAGCAAGUGCUACUUUGCGUUUUCAGAAACAUGUCUGAUAUUCCACUUUAUGUGACAAAAUUGACAUGCCAGGUUUUGUGUUAAAUCUUGUUGAUUCUUCAUGCUAAGUUUUGUAAGUUUAAUUGUGAGCAGAUAAACUUCUUUUUUGAAUUCUUAAUUUAAUAGCUGCCUUUAUUCAUCCAGCUGUUGUCUUCCCCAGAAACCAAAGUUGCCGUUGCUGUUAUUUUUUUUUCAUUGUUGAUUUAUCCUAUGUAUGUAAUUAUUUGUUGUUAUCAAAUACAAUAAAAAUAAAGUUACUGCACUGUCUAAACAUAUGAAAAGAAGGGUUGAAUUAGUGGGCGUGACGUAAGUAUGCAAUGGGCGGGUUAGUGGGCGUGGCCUGGGUAUGCAGUGGGCGGGGUCAGAAGUGGCGAGUAACAUUUUUGGCCUGGCUAGUAGCUUAGGACCUGAAAUUUUGAGCCCUGUAUAUAUAUAUAUAUAUAUAUAUAUAUAUAUAUAUAUAUAUAGAGAGAGAGAGAGAGAGAGAGAGAGAGAGAGAGAGAGAGAGAGAGAGAGAGAGAGAGAGAGAGAGAGAGAGAGAGAGAGUAUAUAUAUAUAUAUAUAUACAUACAUAUAUACAUACAUACUUGUGUCACCAUAUUCAGAGGAGUACUACUGGUAUUUAAAGGGUCAGUAAACACCUUGACAUUUGUACAUACAAUAUUUAGUUAUGUGAAAUGUAACUUUUCAAUAUAUUUUUAUUUCUUUUGCCCUUCUUUUAAUGUAAUUUAGCUCUGUAAAUUGAGCAAUUUCUAAUUCCUAUAAAUUAAACUGCAUCCCGCUGACUUAUCAAGGCUAAUCCUACUACAUAUCUGUCCCUACCUGGGUUUAUCAGAUAAAAAAAACUGCAAAUCAGUGUACUUUAUAUUAACUUUAUGACAGUUGCUAGAAGCAUUUGUGACUUUCAUUAUGAAACAAAUACAGAAGAUGGCAGCCACAAGAGUCAUUCAGCAGUUUCUGGAACUGUAUUUUUUCAUGUGAAUGUGCAACACACUGAGAUCUGUGCAAAUCCAGAUCUUCUUCUGUUGCAGUUUCACAAGAUUACGUACGUCUUCAAAAAUUGCUGCAUGGCGCUUGCGGCCAACAUCAUCGGCAUUCAUCGUCCUGUUUGCCACAAAUGCACAUCCCUAGUUGUGGUAUUGUCGUCUGUGUACUAGACCCCAGAUUGUCUCCUCCAAAUAAGGCAAAUGGUGGAGUUUUGCUGUUGCUAAAUAACUAAAGUAAAAGGGAUCUUAAUUUGUUUUCAGAAAAUGUAGCUUUGGCUGAUGUUAUUCUAUAGUAACACAACAGAAAUGUCUUGUAAUUAUAAGGUGUUUACUGUCCCUUUAAUUAGACGACACUGCCUUAAAAUAAUGUGUUUCUAAACCAGGAGCCCUGAUAUUAUUACAUCAUUACAUACCUGAUAUUAUUACAUCAUUACAUACCUGAUAUUAUUACAUCAUUAUAUACCUGAUAUUAUUACAUCAUUACAUACCUGAUAUUAUUACAUCAUUACAUACCUGAUAUUAUUACAUCAUUACAUACCUGAUAUUAUUACAUCAUUACAUACCUGAUAUUAUUACAUCAUUACAUACCUGAUAUUAUUACAUCAUUACAUACCUGAUAUUAUUACAUCAUUACAUACCUGAUAUUAUUACAUUGUUACAUACCUGAUAUUAUUACAUCAUUUAAUAUGAGAUUUCAUUUAUAGAUUUUGUUUUCAUUUCCUGAAACCCUCUGACUUUUCCCCUAAUUUCACACUUCAGAGUGAGUCAGUAAGCAGCCUUUUGAUAAGUGAAUUACAGUUGUGAUUAAAUAUUUGCCGUUUUUUUGUAUAAAGUUUCCGCACUGCACAGAGAAAUGCCCCAUCACAAUUUAACGGUUAAAGGGACAGUAAAGUAAAGUGACAUUUUCAUUGUUUAGAUAGAGCACGCAAUAAGGACAAAAAACAAAACUUUUCAAUUUAUUUCUGUUGUAAAAUUUGCUUUGUUCUUUGGAAAAGCUUGUCAGGCUCAUAGGAGCUACGGAGUGUGCAUGUGACUUUUGUACUCAAAGGCAGCAGUGUUAGCAAUAAUGUUUCUAGUAAUGUUAUACAUUGUUGCAAGGACUGCUGCCAUAGAGUGCUUAAAGAGACACUGAACACAAUUUUUUUCUUUCAUGAUUCAGAUAGAGCAUGACAUUUUAAGCAACUUUCUAAUUUACUCCUAUUAUCAAUUUUUCUUUGUUCUCUUGCUAUCUUUAUUUAAAUGCAGGAAUGUAAAUCUUAGCAGCUAGCCCAUUUUAGGUUCAGCACCCUGGAUAGCGCUUGCUUAUUGAAGGCUACAUUUACCCACCAAUAAGCAAGCAUAACCCAGGUUCUCAACCAAAAAUGGGUCGGCUCCUAUGCAUCACAUUCCUGCUUUUUUUAAAAUAAAGAUAGCAAUAGAACGAAGACAAAUUAAUAGGAGUAAAUUAGAAAGUUGUUUUUGUAUUGCAUCUUCUUUCUGAGCUAUGAGCGUUUAAUUUGACUUUAUUGCCGCUACAUUUAUAAGCGUAUCAUUCGCUGUGUCCCUUUCAUCCCAAGGGGGCCAGAAUAUAUGCAGCGCUGUCUGGCACCAGGGCUUUACGCAUUGCUUGUGCACAGUGUACAGCCUUCCAUGUAUGAUAUAAAAUAAGUAAUCAAUUCCACUGCAGACUUUGUUGUAUUAGCAGUUUCCGCUUGUGUUUUGUUUACCUCAUUUUGUUGUGCAUUUUUUAUUGCUAUUCAUUGUAUUAUUAACUCUUAUUUUUCUGGAAGCAACUGUUUGUGUUUUUUAUUGUCACAAUGAGAAAACUGUGUUAAAAUAAAUAUGGUUGUACAAAA